This is a messenger RNA of Prunus mume (Japanese apricot), 1905 nucleotides long. NCBI's taxonomy places the organism in Eukaryota, Viridiplantae, Streptophyta, Magnoliopsida, Rosales, Rosaceae. The record is from RefSeq and is a predicted model, not a curated record.
CAAGUAUCAAAAGCAUUCCCAACACACCCAAGUACCUUUCCUUUUAGCUUUCUGGGAAAAUCAAUGGCUCCCAUUCAACAAGUCCUUCAAGAUUUUCAAGCAUUGCCCUUUGCCAUCCCUGUUGCACUGGGUGCUCUGUCUUUGCUUUUCCUGUUUUCCAUCAAAGGUUUAAUCUUUACCAAGAAGAGUGCAUUUUCCCAACUCCCUUCUGUGCCAGUGGUACCAGGGCUGCCGGUGGUGGGGAAUUUGCUGCAACUGAAGGAUAAGAAGCCUUACAAGACGUUUACAAAGUGGGCUGAGAAGUAUGGACCUAUCUAUUCUAUCCGGACUGGUGCUUCAACCGUGGUCGUUCUCAAUACUACGGAUGUUGCCAAAGAGGCCAUGGUGACCAGAUAUUCGUCCAUGUCAACGAAAAAGCUAUCAAAGGCACUAAAGAUUCUCACUUGCAAUAAAUGUAUGGUUGCAAUAAGUGACUACAACGACUUUCACAAGAUGAUAAAACGAUACAUACUCACAAAUGUUCUUGGAGCAAAUGCGCAGAAGCGACACCGAAGCCACAGAGAUACCAUGAGGGAGAAUGUUGCAAGCCGAUUGCAUGCUCAUGUAAAGAGCGCUCCUCAAGAAGCUAUUAAUUUCAGGAAAAUAUUUGAAUAUGAACUCUUUGGAAUUUCAUUGAAGCAAGCCAUAGGAAAGAACAUAGAAGACUCCAUUUAUGUGGAGGAGCUUGGCACUACAUUGUCGAGAGAUGAGAUCUUUAAGGUUCUAGUGCUUGACAUAAUGGAGGCUGCAAUUGAUGUUGAUUGGAGAGAUUUCUUCCCUUACCUGACAUGGGUUCCCAAUAAGAGCUUAGAAAUGAAAAUUCAGAGACUCUAUACCCGCAGGAGUGCAGUAAUGAAUGCCCUGAUCNNNNAUCGGAAGAAGGGAAUUGCGUCAGGAGAGGAACUAAAUUGUUAUACCGACUACUUGCUUUCUGAAGCAAAAACGCUUACAUCAGAGCAAAUAGCUAUGUUGCUUUGGGAGACGAUUAUCGAGACAGCGGAUACAACAUUGGUAACAACAGAAUGGGCUAUGUAUGAAAUUGCUAAAGAUUCAAACCGACAGGGUCGUCUCUAUCAAGAAAUCCAAAAUGUUUGUGGAUCCAACAAGAUCACUGAGGAACAUUUGUCCCAACUUCCAUACCUGAGUGCUGUUUUCCAUGAAACUCUAAGGAAGCACAGUCCAGCUCCGAUAGUUCCUUUAAGAUAUGCACAUGAAGAUACCCAAUUAGGAGGUUACUAUGUUCCUGCUGGAUCAGAGAUUGCUAUUAAUAUAUACGGGUGCAACAUGGACAAGAAUCAAUGGGAAAGCCCUGGAGAAUGGAAGCCGGAGAGAUUUUUGGAGCCAAAAUACGAUCCAAUGGAUUUGUACAAGACCAUGGCAUUUGGAGCUGGAAAGAGGGUUUGUGCUGGUUCUCUUCAGGCAAUGCUAAUAGCCUGCACCACAAUUGGUAGGCUGGUGCAGGAGUUUGAGUGGAAGCUGAGAGAUGGAGAGGAAGAAAAUGUUGAUACUGUUGGGCUCACCACUCACAAACUCCACCCAAUGCAUGCCAUCCUAAAACGAAGAAAUUAGCCUCGAGCUUCGUUUUUGUUCCAAGCCCACAAGUUGUUUGUGGCUGAGGCCUUUGCGUUGCUUAUUGCCUAGACUUUUUCUUUUCUUUUCCUUUUUCUAAAUUUAAGAUGAUUCUGGGCUUUAUCAACUUCGUUAUGCCAUCUGAAAAACAAAUGUAAUCACACAGGUGAAUAACUUAUGAAGUAUCAGCAUCCUUUUGCCUUCUUUAUCUUUUCUGCAUUCAAACUUCGUUUAUGUUAAUUACUUCUGAUUCUGGUGCAUGUAAUUAAGCAUGAAGCUGAGACUACAUAUUAAAAU